Molecule: messenger RNA, 1035 nt
Organism: Botrytis byssoidea
Lineage: Eukaryota; Fungi; Ascomycota; Leotiomycetes; Helotiales; Sclerotiniaceae
Exons: 3
Coding region: 1-1035 (344 amino acids)
Biological process (GO): transmembrane transport; intracellular polyamine homeostasis
Molecular function (GO): polyamine transmembrane transporter activity
Source: RefSeq, a predicted model, not a curated record
AUGAUAGUACCACUAUUGAAACGGCGAGGACUACUUGAGCUAUUGACCAUUAUACCAGAAGUCGAACAUCCAAAAGCCUAUAAAAAUGGCACUAAAUGGUUUAUAACAUUCAUUGUUGCGGUAGCAGGUGCUGCGGUACCUCUGGGAAGUGCUAUAUUCUUUCCUGCACUCACUGAGCUAUCGGAAGACUUUCAUGCUUCUAAAACACUCACCAAUCUCGCUGUGGCUAUGUAUCUUCUAGCAAUGUCGAUAUUUCCACUCUGGUGGUCUGCCUUCUCGGAAAUAUUUGGCCGUCGGAUAAUAUACCUGGUAUCUUUCGCGUUUUUCACAUUAUGGAGUGCUAUUACCGCAAUAUCUACCUCAACGGCAAUGCUGAUCGUAAUGAGAGUCUUAGGAGGGGGUUCAGCGGCAUCCGUCUUAGCUAUCGGUGCAGGAACCAUUGCGGAUAUUUGGGAGCCAAAGGAGCGCGGUCGUGCGAUGGGAAUAUUCUUCCUGGGUCCUAUGUUGGGGCCGCUUCUAGCACCAAUUAUUGGUGGAGCAGUAGCGGAGAAAUGGGGCUGGCGAAGUACCCAAUGGUUUCAAACUAUCUAUGGAGGAGUAUCAUUGAUUCUUUUGUUAUUUUGCCUUCCUGAGACACUCGCAAGACGAGCCCCAGUUCUCGAGGAACUCGCUGAUGGGAACAUUACACCUCAUCGACCUAGCUAUCUUCGAUUUCCAGCCGUCUCGGUCACAGUCUAUAUCGGUAGCAUAACCUUUGGAUCUUUAUACAUAUUGAACAUUGCCAUACAGAAGACAUUUGGAGAGGAGCCAUAUAAUUUCUCUGAGGUAAUCGUAGGGCUGAAAUAUAUCCCAGGCUCACUGGGCUGUAUUGUUGCAGGCUUUGUGGGAGGAAAAUGGUCGGAUGCUAUCAUGCAUCGAGAAGCUCGUGCUGCAGGGCGAUUUGAUGAAUCUGGAAAACUUACUCUCCGACCGGAAGAUCGUAUGAGAGAGAAUGUUUUAUUUGCUGCUGCUAUUUAUCCUGCUGGUCUUCUAUAG